Nilaparvata lugens (brown planthopper) is the source of this 5200-nucleotide messenger RNA. RefSeq names its product transmembrane channel-like protein 7. The transcript is spliced from 5 exons. NCBI's taxonomy places the organism in Eukaryota, Metazoa, Arthropoda, Insecta, Hemiptera, Delphacidae. The coding region runs from base 339 to 2681 and encodes 780 amino acids. Gene Ontology annotation, molecular function: mechanosensitive monoatomic ion channel activity. Gene Ontology annotation, cellular component: plasma membrane. The record is from RefSeq and is a predicted model, not a curated record.
UCAUCAAAUCAAAAUCAUUCAAAAUGGUGUUUCUGUUUAUAAUCUACAAUUAGCUGUCACCUUCUUGUGAGCUAAAUCAUAAUUUCUCUUUCAGUAUUUCUUCAAAAAAUGUGGAAUACAAGUUUUCAAACAAUAAAAUGAAUGUCCGAUAAUUCUGAAUAGAUGAAAAUGAUAGUGACACCAUGUGAAAUGCUAAUUAAACGAAAGUUAACCGCUCAUUUGUGCUGUGUGUGCGGUAUCACAUUACAUUUUUGUGAAUACUCCAGUGUUUUACAAGAUGCUUGGUCUAGUGAUUAAUUAUUGUAUUUCGAGGUGUGCUGAGUAAGUGGUGAGGCAGGAUGUCUGGGAGCGGUGGCGGAGACCGCAAGAAGCGGACGUGGCGGGGCGCGGGGUGGGAGGAGGCGGGGGGCGAGUUCUACCAGGAGAGCUACCCGGGCGGCGACGCAGACAUGGAGGCGCUGCAGCGCGAUCCGCACCACUUGGCAACACUGCUGCCCAGCAAACAGAAUCGCAAUGCAACAACCAAGCAUCCGAGAAGAGAUUCGAGAGCUAGUCUGAAAAGACGGACUUCGACUCGCUCCAGAUACCAGACGACCACUGUGAGGCAGAGCACUACGCACAUCAACGACAUCCAACUGUCUAUGAUGCCCGACCUAUCUGAAAAUUUAUCCAAUGAAGAAAGAAUGUGGGAAGAAAUAAUGCUUAUCAAAUCGAUGCCCAUAAGCAUGGCACAAAAGAAAGAAAUGAAAGCACAAUUACAGAGUGCAGACACAUUUCGCCUGCAAGGUCUGAAGCAGUUCAAGUGGCAGCGGCGAAAAAUGUGGGAACAGUUGAAGAUGCAGUGGAAGGAGACCUACUCGAAGCUAGAGCUGUGGAAGCACAGUCUGAAGAAGAUCGAGGGCAACUUCGGCACGGGAGUGGUGGCCUUCUUCCUGUUCGUCAAGUGGCUCAUGCUGCUCAACCUCACCAUCUCUGCCAUGAUUGUGGUGUUUGUCGUUAUGCCCACUGUCAUGCUACCACCACAGCACCACGACACCACAGAACCGUGCACCGUGAUCCUUUCUGACAACGACACCACCGAUGGUCAGUCACUAUUCUGCUGUAGCACCUCUUACAAACUGGUCAGAAACCGCACCGAAAACGAAACGUUCAUCGAUUUCGUACAGGGCACCGGUUGGAUGGAGUCCACCUACGUUUUCUACGGCGUUUAUCCGGACAAAAUCCUACUUAAUGACAUAGUCAACUACAACCUGCCGUUGGCAUAUAUCGGUGUAGCGCUGUGCUACUUCUUGUACAGUUUGGCGUCGAUUCUGAAAGGAUCAGCGCGUGGCUUCAAAGAGCGGCUGAUCGAGGGCGAAGGCCAGUUCUAUCACUACUGCAACAUUGUGUUUGCCGGUUGGGACUUUUGCAUCCAGAACGAGCGGUCGUCAGUGAUUAAGCACAAAGCGUUGUACAACGAGAUCAAAGGCUCGUUGGAGGCGGAGAGGCGCGCCGAUGAGAAGCGCAAUCGUUCCAGAGAGGAGAGGUUCAAGAUUUUGAUGGUCAGGGUUAUUGUCAACUGUCUCGUUAUAUUGACACUCAUCUUGGCCGGAAUUCUGAUAUUCUUUGCGUUCAGCUAUUCGAGAAGUGAGUUGGAGAGGACGGAGCUGCUAGUCGAGCCAGUGCCUCGCUACUACUCGUUGCUGCUCGAGUUCGCUCCGUCAAUGUGCAUAGUGAGCUUGAAUCUGGUAGUGCCGACCAUUUUCAACUACCUGGUCUCGUUCGAGCAAUACAACCCGAUCUACGUGGUGCGCUUGACUCUGUUGCGCACGGUGCUGCUGCGCCUGUCUUCUCUGGGAGUGCUCGUCGCCUCCUUCUACCCGCUGCUCAAGUGCCAGAUCCACUCGUCCGACUGCUUCGAGGAGUCGGCCUGCGAGAGCACUCCCUGCUGGGAGGUCUACAUCGGCCAACACAUGUACAAGCUACUUAUCCUCGACACUGUGUCUAGUGUGCUUAUCACGUUCGUGCUCAAUUUCCCGCGAAUGUUGAUGGCCAAACACAUAAACUGCAGACUGGCAAGGUUCCUUGGCAAACAGGAGUUUGAGCUGCCCAAACAUGUACUGGACGUUGUGUACACACAGACACUGUCCUGGUUCGGCAGUUUCUACGCGCCGCUGUUGCCCGUGUUCACGACGCUCGUGUUCUUCGUAGUGUUCAACGUGAAGAAGUUCGCGUGCCUGGUGAACUCGACGCCGUCGUCGACCAUCUACCGGGCGUCGCGCUCCAACUCGAUGUUCAUGUCGGUGCUGCUGGUGUCGCUGGCCGUCGCCGUCAUCCCCUGGGCGUUCAGCAUCUCUGAGAUGAUGCCGUCCAAGACGUGCGGUCCGUUCCGCGGUCGGCGGUCGGCGUGGACCGUGAUGGAGGCCACCUUCCACACGUUCCCCACGUGGGUGAAGGUGACCGCCGACUUCUGCACCACUGCCGCCUUCGCUGUUCCCCUCUUCGUCGUGCUCGUGCUCUCUCUCUACUACUACUACGCGGUGGCCGCCGCCAACAAGCACAUGGUCGCUGUGCUCAAGAAGCAGCUGGUGCUCGAAGGUCAUGACAAACAGUUUCUGCUGAAUCGGCUCAGCGCCUUCAUCAAGCAGCAGCAGGAGCGUCACAAGGCGGCCGCGCGCUCUGUCGACUUGCCCAACAGUUAAUGCUCAAACUACACUUCAUUUUCUCAUUGUAUUACACACUCAAUAGGAACACUUGGAAUUGUCUCAACCUUUAACUCAUUAAUAACAAUCACAAACCCUUUUAACGAUUGCAAGACUAUUACUUAGCUCUAAUAAACGGUGAUUCUCACUAAAAUUUAUUGCACCAAGAACUAUAUCAAUCUAUACGCCAUUAUCAUUCUCUCUAAUCAUACUCCAAAUAGCGUUUGCACAGUGACAGCUUAAAUUUAAUUUAAUUUCAAACUGGAUUAAAUUCAUAUUAAGUCCUGUUGUUAUAAUGUGAUUCAUUUUUAGUCUAAGCCACCAGCUGAUUAAAUUCAGUUUGAGCUUUGACUGUGCAAACGGCCCUAAGAGCAUGAUUAUGAUGUGACAACCAAAACUAGACGGAAAAGAAACUCAAUAAUAUUACGUUUGGGUUGAUAGACCAUUAUCAAUUACUAGUGAAUUGAUGUAAGAUUUCAGUAAAAUACAUUAUAUAAAAGAUUGAUGAUGAUAUGACAACCAUAACCAGUCACUCGUUAUUUUAAAUAAAUGAGUGGUUGUGGCAGUUUCAAGUAUUUUCAUCUAUUCAGAUGAUUAUCUAUCACAAUAUCCACCUUUACUAUAAACAGAAAAUUAUAUUGCUACCAUUAUCAUUAUCAUGUUAUGGCAUAUGAUGAUACCAUUAACAUUAUGAUGUUAUGUUUUACCCACAGAGUAUGACAGUGUGCUUCAUGCAAGUAGAAUAGAACACUUCAAAGUGCUUAAUAACUUAGUUUCCGCGCGCAUUGCAUGUUGAUCGGUCAUUCUAUCACUGCACUACAUAGAAUUGUUUUCAUACUACUUUAGUUUGAAUUUAUCAGUUUUGUUGUUAUCUCCAGCGUUUUCGUCAGAUCAAACUGUGAAAAUAUACUCUGUUAUCAACUCCCUGUUAUAUAUUCUGUGUUCAUUUUUUUACGCAGUAUUGGAUUCACCAUCCUAUCCAUUUUUUGACCACCUGUUGCGUAAACGUCACUUAUAGUUAUGAAUUUCAGAUCAAAUUCUGGAUUACAAAAGUUGACAUAAAAGCGUUCAAAUAAAAAUGAGAAGUACGGUGACAAUGUAAUUAUUAAUAAAAGCUUAACAAAAAAUGUAUGCUUAAUAAAAGUAAUUUUAAAAGAAUUUAUUAUUGCUAUUUAAAAAUAAAUUUACGCGUGAAACAUAGACAAAUUAACUGCAAUUUAUAUUUUAGGAUUGUCAGAGUAUAAUGGUUUGAUCUUGCUUUGGGAGGGAUCCUAAUUUAUUACAAUCAAACAACUAUAAAGUAAUGAAAUUAGAUCACUAUCAGGGUUUUGUUGUCGAUCCUGCAACCGGUUGGCUGUAGUGUUGUCCAGGGAGUGGGACUUAUCAAAUUGAAUUUUGAAUUGAAUGUUCAAUUACUCGUAGAAACAUACUGUGAUUGGAUGAAGUUGCAAAACUUAUUUCUGUAUAAAUCUAGCUCCCAAGGAGCUUGAAAAGUAACUGGAAAUUAAUGGAGUAUUUCAAUUUCAAUUUUAUUGAUGUCAUGCAUUGCAUUGUACAAUAAUACAAUAUUGACACAAGUCAAAUACAUAGUCAUAUUUACAUUGGUACAUUACAUUGUAUUAAAAAUGUUGAGAUAUUAAAAUGACAAAAAAUAACUCAAUUCGAUGACAAGAAUCACAUCAUUUUAAAAACUUCUCAAUUCAAAAAGUUCCAUUAUACUGUAUACGGAUUUUUCGAUCAACCAGUCCUUCAACAAAACUUUUGUGUCAAUCUCAUAAAACAGGUGGGAGAGAGUUCAAUAUUUUCCUGCUCAUUGAUCAGGACUACGCUGAAAAAAGACGUUCAAUGUGCAUCUAGUCUUAGAGCAUUCCUAGACCUCGUGUUGUACCCGUGUGUAUCCGAUCGUCUAGCCCAGGAAGCUCUAUGUUUGAGUCCAUGUAGUGCAGCCUCGAGUAUAGACAGAGAGGGAUCAGAAUUCUUGCACUUUGUAACUGAUGCCUGCAAGGGGUUCUGGGAGGUUUCCCCAGCAUCAUCCUGACCACUCGCUACUGUGCCUUGAAUACUCUGACUAUUCCAGUUGAUGAGCCCCACAAGAUCAAGCCGUAUGUCAGUAGAGGUCGAAAGUAGCCAUAAUAAUCCGAGAAUACUACUUUCUUGUUCAGACUGGUCGUUAAUCUUGAGAUAGCAAAUUAAUUUCGCCCUACUAAGUCGCUUCACGUCCUCGUCCACAUGAUAAUUCCACCUCAAUCCAGAGUCAACCUCGAUUCCUAGAAAACCUCAAGCACCUGUAGAUUUGAUUUGUUUUGAAUCCAACUUUAAAUUUAGUAAAUUAGAGAAUUCCGGGCGGUUGGAAUUAGUGAUAGAAAAAUCCAUAAAACAGUUCUGCUCGACAUUGACUUUCAUUUUAAUAAAAAUUUAUGGUUGAAAGAUGGGCUUAGUAUAUGUACAUCAUCUGUACAAACAAUUGUAAUGUUUUUCAAUUCAAUGUUUGUCCACUUCCUGGAUGGCUCGUGAUAAUA